AUGCGUCGUUUUUACCCGCAGGUGCCCGUUUCGGGGUUUGUUGGGGUGCCGCUGGGCCCUGGGCCGUCCCGUGGCCCCCCGGCGGGGGCCGCGCUUCCCCAGGCCCGUGGCUGCGUGGGUCCGUCCCGCGACAAGCAGCGAGCCCGCCCAGGCGCCGACCCCACGACGGGAAAUCAAAUGUCGCUGGUGGAGCCGCCUGACAUGACGCAGCACCUUCAGUUUGGGAUUAACAACUUGGAGCACGUCAUGGUCCCCGACGUCCCGGCGGAGCGGCGCAAUCGCACCGACGUGGAAAAGGAGCGUGAGAUGCGAGCCCGUUUUGGGGAAUACGGCCCUGGGGAGCGGCUGACGAAGAGCUCACAGCAGACGCGGCGUGACAUGCUGCAGGAGCAGCAGGACGUGGAUGGGCUUCCCUGGGAGGUGCGGUGGAGAAAGGGACUUAUACCAACCGCGGAGGAGAUGAUUCAGGAGGUCCGUGACCGCUUUGACCUCUACAUUCAGGACCCCAUUGAGCGAGAGCAGGAGUGGUACCUGCAUUGGAAGGAUCGCUCCUUUAAGGUGCAGAAGGAUCGUAUGAUUUGGCCACAAGGCUACACAGACUAUUUAGACCAUUACGAUGUGCACGGUAGACGUCGGGUGCUUCCCUCCGACCAGCGGUGGUCGGACACCUCCUGGAAACACCUGGCCGACACCAAGUACAAGGAUCGUAUGUGGCUCAUAGAGGGGGAGGAACGCAACGCGGUGCAUGAAAGCCUCCGUGAGGAGCGAACCCUUAUCGAGGAAGAGGAGCAGCGUCAGCUGGAGAUGGGCAACGUCUACAGCGGGAUCCUCGCCGGGGUGGUGGACCUCGACCCGGAGCAGACGUACCAAGCCCUCUCAGGCACAGCGGACCCGCUGGAGGUGGCACGAACAAAGCUGAAGAUUCAGGCGUACGGGGCCAAGCAGGCGCUCGACCGCAGCAGAAACUCGGGCCCUGUGGAAGUGGACCCCAUUUCUGGAUUUCCAAAGGCCGCGAUGGAGCCGCUUCCCACCGGCAUCACCGUGGAGCAGGGGGCCGCCAUUGCCGCAGAGGCAAGUAUUCAGAAUGAGAUGCUGGAGCAAACCGCCGACAUGGCGAAGCAGGCGGGCCAUGACGCGGUUCCCGCCCUCAUGAAGGCCCACCACAACACCUCCAAGCAGCACGGCGAUCGCCCCAUACUUCGCUCGUUGGUUGAGAAAAAAAUUGAAGAGACGAGGCGCCUGCAAAAGAGCCACGGCGCCUCCGUGCUGAACUCCGUGGAGAGCGUUUUGCAGGAAAUUGAGGGCAAAACUGUCCCAGCUCUGGAGGAGCGGAAGAGCGGGGAGGCAUCUGAGGACGCCGCCCCGGCCGCCCCCGCGACGCCCGUUGCACGUCAGCGGCGAGGAUCCGCGGCAAAUGAGGCGGGAGAGGCGGAGACGCCGUCCGGCUUUCUUCACGUGGGGCAGCGUCCGCCAGACGCGGAGCCGGACGUCCCGGCGGAGCUCUACAACGUCCCAAAGGAGCGUGCGAUGGAGAAAAUGCCAGGCUGGUACCGCGAAACGCUGGUGGAGACCGAACCACUCAUUCAGGCGUACGACUUGACCCAUGACCCUUUAGAGGCGCGGGAGUCGGCGCGGGUGGAGUACUAUCAGCCCCCCCCACUCACGGAGGAGAACCGCAUCACAAACGACGAGGCCCUCACUGGUGUUUCGGCCUUUGACGAGAUGAAGAUGCACAAGCUGCGGUCGUUGCCAGAGCUGGUGGAGGGGUACAAGCCCCUGCCACUUUUUCGGGAGCUUGGCGAGGGCGAUCCGGCGGAGGGCGACGCGACGGACGCGAAAAAGGCCUCUGCGAUGAAAAAGUCCGAGAAGCUGCGCAGGGAGCGGCAAGAACGGCUGAAGAAGGCAAAGGUGCAGUACGAUCCCGACAUUCUCCUCCCCUCGCUGCCGUGGGAGACGGAUUCUAUCACGGACCCCUACCGUGGCGUGGCGGCCGACGACGCCGUUGACUUUAGCAAACCUGAGCUGGAGAAGACCUGGCGGGCGUACCGUGACGCCUUUCAGCAGCGCAUGACGGAGUUUGGGAACCUCACGCAGGUGACGACGGAGGACAAGUGCGAGCGCAUGCUGAUGGACACGAUGGAGCGCUUCCGCCGCGGGGAGGUUGCGGAGCACCCGCCGAUCCCCGCCGAACAGGAGGCGAUCUUCCGCCUGAUAUUUGAGGCGCACACGAAGCACUUUCUUUCCGACUUCUACAAGUUCAAGGGCAACCGCGUGACGGAGUCCAAGACGGCCAAGGCGGAGGCGGACGAGAUCCUGCGCCGGGCCUCCGCGAAGUGCAAGUUGCUCGGGCCGAAUUUUAUGAACUUCAUACAGGAGAUGACCUCGCUUGAGCUGGAUUCCAUCCGCAAGAACCCGGCGCAGCGCUAUGUGAUCAUGAUCCGCGACCGCAAGUACGAGCCCUUGGGAAAGCCGUUUAUGAACUGGAUCACCAACGAACUCGGGGAGUUCAUUCUCACCGAUUUUCGCAGCCUUGAGCAGCUGGAGACGAGCCUAGAGUUUCUCAAGAAGCACGUAAACGACGCCAAGUUCAAGUGUCCCAUGCGUCUGGAGGGGAUCACGGACUCCGCACGCGACGCCGCCGUGGAGGCGUUUUUUCAGUGGUGUCGUGGGGCACUUUGCUUCUACGCGGGCAAGCAGCUGCACCGGAUGUACAUUGAGUUCGCCGACACCCGCUUCCGUACCCGGGCGGAGGACCUCUUUGAGGACUCCAUCGAGUGGUUCUCCAACUACGCCAAGGCCUCCAGCGGGGUUGUGCAGAUUCCCAUCCCCGACUCGGACCCGCCGUAUGAGUACGAGGAGAAGGACUUCCUGGACGGCGAAAACGCCGUCUACGCCGAAAUCGUCGGUCAGCUGGACAAGGCGGAGGGGCUGUGGCACUCCGGCACCUCGCGGCGGUGGUACCCCGUGACGGAUGAGACGGAGUACAUGUGGUACAACGAGCGCCGCGGCCGCCUAACCCUCGCGAUGGACAUCUCCGACCGCUGCCUGGAGAACGUGAAUAAGAAGACGCACCCCUCCAUCCAUCCUUUUCCGGAGCGCGCCCGCCCUUUUCUCGAAGGGGCGCCGCUAACGCAGGAAACGGCCGAGCACCUCUGGAUGCGCUACAUGGGCGACUUGUACAACGAGCACAGUGAAUUUAUGUUUCGCCAGGGGCGUUUCCAGACGGGGCGCUCCUACCGUGAGAAGUGUUUGAAUCUUUACCACCUGGCAAUUCGCACGGCGCGCGAGCGGCUGCCCCCGUCGUGGAAGGCGCCUCUACUGACGGAGGCGAAGUAUCUUAUGCGGGUCUAUGAGCCCGGCUGCGACGUCGAACGCCACCUGCGGGAGGUCGAGGUGGUGGUUGACAAACUCUUCGCGGCGAAGGAGCCGCGGCACUGGCUGGAGCCCUCCUCCGACCUCCCCCACCGCCUCGCCUUGGUGCACGCCAACCUUCCCGCGUUCGGGGAGUGCAUUACAGCGCGCGUGAACGCGCGUCUCGGGCGAACGCCGUCAAAUGAGCUGCUGCUCAAAGCCAUGGAGCAACGCGCACACGGCGGGGCCUAUUUGCCCGAACUGGGGGAGUACUUUGCGGCCGUCAACGAGGUUGUCGAGGAGGUGUUUCGCGCGAAGGUGCUGCGGUGGCGGGCGCGGGAGCAUGAGGGCUCCGACCCGUAUCUCUUCUGGACCCACCUCUACUUUGCCUUCCGGGUUCAGCCCAGGGAUGCGGCGGAGGUGCAGAGGAUGUGGGACAUGUACGAGCCGGCCUACCUGUACAUCUACACCCAGGGCGCCCUUGCCUCCCGAAAUCGGGGGCAGAAGCUAAUCAACGACGCCCUGCGACGCAUGUGCCAAAUUCUUCUGCCAGGGGACAAAGCACAGCAGCAGAUACUUCUGCGUGAGUUGACAAGCGUGCGGGAAAAGUUGGCCCACCUUAUCGAUAGGCGUGAGCUGGAUCGCACCAUUCACGCCCUGGAGGCCCACCUGGCCAAUCCCACGCACCCCACAUUUACGUACGGUUCCUCCCUGCUGUAUCGUGAGGCUGUGCGACAUGACCGCGUUGCAAGCAAUCCCAUUCUACGCUCUGACCUCGCCGCAAAAGAGUACGCUGAGCUGCAUAAGCGCAGGGAGUCGCUGCGGGCGCACGAAAACACGCUGAGCCCCCAGCAGGCAGCCAAGUUGCAGGAGCGGCAGAGCGCGGCCGCUUCCAUGAAGGAGGAGACGCUCGAGUCACAACCAAAUUUCUCCACCAGGGAGCUCUUUGAGAGAGAAAGGUAA
Molecule: messenger RNA, 4314 nt
Organism: Trypanosoma conorhini
Lineage: Eukaryota; Euglenozoa; Kinetoplastea; Trypanosomatida; Trypanosomatidae
Exons: 1
Coding region: 1-4314 (1437 amino acids)
Source: RefSeq, a predicted model, not a curated record